Messenger RNA from Bolinopsis microptera, 2967 nucleotides. Its product is annotated as innexin inx2-like. The transcript has 11 exons. Gene Ontology annotation, molecular function: gap junction channel activity. Bases 83 to 1291 code for a protein of 402 amino acids. Gene Ontology annotation, cellular component: gap junction; plasma membrane. Lineage: Eukaryota; Metazoa; Ctenophora; Tentaculata; Lobata; Bolinopsidae. The record is from RefSeq and is a predicted model, not a curated record.
AAAUAAUUUGAGUAGCAAGUCAGUGAAUCACAUAGUAGUAAAGAACUACAGAAAGUAACAGAGUUACACUAGCUGCUGUACGAUGGUUAUUGACAUCCUCUCUGGGUUUAAGGGAAUUACCCCAUUCAAGGGGAUCACGUUAGAUGACGGGUGGGAUCAGAUAAACAGGAGUUUCAUGUUCGUUCUGUGCGUGCUCAUGGGAACGGUUGUAACGGUGCGGCAGUACGCGGGAGGAAUUAUUUCAUGUGACGGCUUUACAAAAUACUCGGGCUCGUUUAGCGAGGAUUACUGCUGGACACAAGGUCUUUACACCAUCAAGGAAGCAUAUGACCUCUUGCUGAUGAACGUGCCCUAUCCAGGAGUAAUUCCUGAGGACAUGCCUGCUUGUAUUGAACGGGAACUGAUUAACGGAGGUCGAGUGGCCUGCCCCGAUCCUGAAACUGUAAAACCACCCACCAGAGUAUACCACUUGUGGUACCAGUGGGUUCCAUUCUACUUCUGGCUUGCAGCUGCCGCUUUCUUCUUCCCUUAUCUUAUCUACAAACAUUUCGGUGUUGGCGACCUCAAACCCCUCAUUCAGAUGCUCCAUAACCCCAUCGUCGACGAAGGUGACCAGAACGCAAUGGCAGAAAAGGCAAGCAUGUGGCUGUUCUACAAACUGAACGUCUUCAUGAACGAAAACACCAUCUUCGCUAUCCUGACCGAGAAACACAGGCUAUUCUUCAUCGUAAUGGUCGUCAAAUCUCUAUACCUGAUCAUCAGUAUCAUGGCUCUGUACCUGACGGACGAGAUGUUCCACAUUGGCUCCUUUAUAUCGUAUGGAAGUGAGUGGGCCACGUCGCUACCUGUGGGGGACAACGAGACGACCCUUGUUAAAGACAAGCUUUUCCCCAAGAUGGUGGCUUGUGAGAUCAAACGAUGGGGUCCUACCGGUCUGGAGGAGGAACAAGGAAUGUGUGUGUUGGCCCCCAAUGUUAUCAACCAGUAUCUCUUCCUCAUCCUCUGGUUCGCCAUUAUCUUCUGCAUCGCUUGUAACUGCCUGUCCGUUCUCUUCGCCCUCACAAAGUUGAUAUUUGUCCUGGGAUCAUACAAGAGACUGCUAGCCAGCGCCUUCCUCAAGGACGAACUCCAUUACAAACACAUGUUCUUUAACGUUGGUACGAGUGGAAGAGUCCUAUUGCAGAUUGUAGCUUCCAACGUUUCGCCGCGUGUCUUCGAGUCCAUCAUGGCUAACCUUGCCACCAAGUUGAUAGCCGAACGUUUGAAGGGGAAUGGUAAAGGGAGUGUCUAGUGCUUACACACCCUCGUGACCAUUGCGUGUCGUCACGUGCUACAAACAUGUGUUACGCCGCGCGCUCGGUCGCAGCCCCGCGUCAGUCAAGAAGCAUACUCCGCCGUUUUCGAGGUACUUCUAUAUAUAUCAGUCAGAGGCAAUAGGCGUGAGGUCUAGGACUGCUUUCUAAAUGAUGAUAAGUAUGGUAAUCAUUGCUAUAUUUGGAUUAAAAUAUUUUCAAAAACAUUGGAUCGGUUUAAAAGGUUGAGGAAUGGGUCCCACAGCUUCACGGCAGCUGUGUUCAUUUAACAGGUCACCCUCAUUGUGAUUUGUGAGCUGAAUGAUGGAAGUUCAUGUUAUUAAACACUCUAUCAUGUAGACUGAUAAACGUAGGAUCAGACAUUUUCUUAACGAAAACUCUGCAUGGACUACAAUAUAAAUUCAGAUAGUUCAAUUUCCCAAAAAAAGAUUUGACUUAAUGUGAAACUAUAAUCACCUACAUUGGCUGGUGUAAUGGGACUACUACUAAUCCGACGUUGUCUUGUGAAAAAGCUUUUCUCCGUAAAAAAACAGCAAGAAAUCUUAAACCAAACCUUGUCAUAGUGUUUUUAUCAACUCAAAUUCCAUCGAAUUUUGACAUUUUAAUUGUUGUUAUGACGAAGAUGAUCGAAUUUUUAGACUUCUAGAGACAUAUAAUUCCUGUUGCUUUUUUUCUGAACAUGAUGAUUUUGGGGAGAAACUACUUUUACCGGCUUUUUCAGACAAUCGCAGUGAUUUUUAAACAUUAUUUUUUGUAGUUAUUUUGGACGGUUAAGGUUUGGAAAUGUGACGCGAUCAUUGCACGCUUGUCACUCUUUCAGAUCUUGCAUUAUGAAUGUCUUAUACCACUUAUAGAUCGAUAUAAAAUAUAUUAACAUGUCAAUGUUCAGGGGCAAACAUCGUAAAUUACCCCCCAGAAUUAGUGUUUUGUAAAUUAUCAAAAUUUCGGGUCAUCUUAAAAGUUAAUGUGUUGAGAAGAAAUUGAUAAGUUUUGUAGUAAAUUAUCGUGAUUUGUCCCAUGUUUUAGUUACUAAAAGGAUUCGGUAUCCAUCACCCUUGGAUUUAAUAUCCGUUGCCCUUAGAACCUUGGCGUCAUCGUAUAAUGACGUCAUCAGAUCGUUUAUUUUCUUCGAUUAAUUGGGUCGUAAACUGACUUUUUAUAAAUAUCUAUAAACGUCCGCUACUGGUUUAGCAGAGACCAAGUAUUCUUAUUAUUUUCAUAUGCCGUCUUCCCGUGUUACACACUCAGCAGAUUGAUAGGUUACACGCUAUCAGGUUACUCAACUGGUUACUAUGGUACCCAGGUUAAUUAACCGGUUACUAUGGUACCCAGGUUAAUUAACCGGUUACUAUGGUACCCAGGUUAAUUAACCGGUUACUACGGUACACUGAUACUUGGUUUUUGACCCAGUUACUACGGUACCCAGUGUGGUUACUGUAGUACCCACGUUAACUUCCCGGUUGCUAUGGUACCUGCGCACCAACCUGCUUAUCAUGGCGCUAAUGUAAUUGACCCUCUUUUACUAGAGGUUAUUCACAGGUGUAAUCUAUGCAAUUGCAUGAUUUUCGGUGUGACAUAAAAAUAAGUGUCAUAUAUUUUUAAACUUUAGGAAUUUUGAUCGUGUACUAUUGGCGUAAAUAAACUGGUACAGUCC